CAGACGUGACGUCAUCAUUUGUGGAGCGAUCCCCUCACAUGACCAGAAGACGGAAGUGGCAUUUGAAGCCUCGUAAACAAUCGCUCUCUGACUGUCUCUUUCAAACAAACCGUGAUACAAACGAAAAGAAAACCACAAAUUAAUCGUGUUUUAUCAAGAUCUAAGUUGGGAUAGUCACCGGGAUCUCUGCUCGUCGAACUGUGAGACGGUAGGAGAGAGCGAGAGAGAAACAGAGACGGAGAGAGAUGGGUCUGUCAGAGAAACUAGAGUGUGUCUUGUUGGAUCAAAAGCUGCUUGUCUUUAUGGACCAACUGGAGCUGCUGGAGGAGAAACGAGAGAGACUCAACUCUCUAAUAGAACAGGGAUGGUUCUCCAUGUCCAAAGCGAGGUAUUCGAUGGGCAACAAGCAGGUGUCUGCUCUGCAGUAUGGGAGUGAGAUGGAACCUCUGGUCCGAGUGCACACCAGGACUCUGGAGAGUGGUGAGGCCGAGUUCCAGACAAAGAGAAGGACGCUGAAGUCUCCUGAAGAGAGACAGGUGGAGGACAUUGGACCUAAAGACAAGGAGGGUGUGAGGAGAAGAGUGAAGACGCAGGAGGUUCCAGAGAUAGACCAGAGUGACAACAAGCAUCCGUGGACAGAGACUGAGCCGGCUCCCUCCUCCAAACCUGAACCCAACCCCCAGCAGGACCCACUGAAGUGGUUUGGAAUCCUGGUGCCUCAGACCCUGAAACAGGCCCAGGCCUCAUUCAAACAGGUUGUAGAGUUGUCAGCAGAGGUGGCUACUCUCCAGUCUGCAGUCCUGACCACCAGACAACAGUUGCAGAUGAAACAGAAGAGCAGCAGCCAGACCCCGGACCUGACUGACUGACUGACUUGACUGACAGACUGACCUGACUGACAGAUGGACCAGAAGGAACCAGACGGACAGAUGAACCAGACGGACCAGACGAACCAGGUUGACCAGACGGACCGAACUGACCAGAUCAUGGUUUAGCGUACACAGCCACUCUCUCCCACAUAGUAUAGUAGUACUUCUGUCUAGAGCACUUCAUACAAAGGCUGAGGGGGCUGCAGCCCCCCUGAUAAAUAAAUACAAAAUAUACAAAUAAUAAAAUAGACAUCUUUUUUUAUCACAA
This is a messenger RNA of Oncorhynchus keta (chum salmon), 1137 nucleotides long. RefSeq names its product coiled-coil domain containing 115 (gene vma22). Bases 246 to 869 code for a protein of 207 amino acids. NCBI's taxonomy places the organism in Eukaryota, Metazoa, Chordata, Actinopteri, Salmoniformes, Salmonidae. Gene Ontology annotation, cellular component: extrinsic component of endoplasmic reticulum membrane. The transcript is spliced from 5 exons. The record is from RefSeq and is a predicted model, not a curated record. Gene Ontology annotation, biological process: vacuolar proton-transporting V-type ATPase complex assembly.